Molecule: messenger RNA, 804 nt
Organism: Sclerotinia borealis F-4128
Lineage: Eukaryota; Fungi; Ascomycota; Leotiomycetes; Helotiales; Sclerotiniaceae
Source: the annotation of a GenBank genome assembly
AUGGCUCCGUAUCAUGGAAUAAUCACGGCCGGUUUGCGAAACCAUCGACGCUACACUCCGAAUCCUUUACCAAUACCACCUUUACAUUACAAAAGCCCUGUCAAGCACCUUGAAAGAAUUUCACCACCUGUGGUUCUUAGUUUCCCAGGCAGAGAUGUACGAAUGAGUUCCACUCAACUUGCACGUAACUUACCUGGUAUUCACCAUCAAGCUCGAGAAAGAGGCAACCCAAGAAUUGAUUUCAUGGAAUUAUUUGGGGACACAUUCGAACAUUCUGAUGAUGACCAAAAGCUUUCAGAGGCAGGGCGCUGGAUUUGUGCGGUCAUAAGCAGUUUGGAAGAGAUGCAAUAUUAUCCAGAUCCAUUUGGUAUUCGUAUCGAAGAUCUGGAGAACCCUCUGUCUUCUCGCAUUGAAGAUAUGCUUCUUUACAGCUCAGUGGGAAACCAUCAAAUGGAAAAUCAUGCAGCGCAACAGAUAUUGCACCUGCUCCAAGCAAUAAGUGACAUAUUGCUGGAAGAUCGGCGAUUUGGUGUGUUUGAUGGAUUCCUUUUUUACGAAUUCAUUGAAACAGCACAUUACCUUACACCAAUAAUCUCACAUGUACUGGGAGGUGCUGGAGUAUUGAUCUUGCUACGAGCGGUCGCGUUAAUGAGUGGACAUGAUGUUGAUAUAAUCAAAGAACUAAUUCGAACGAUACCAUUUCACGACCGGCAAUCCCUACAACUGUGCGCACAAGAUUAUUGGCAAAUAGAGAAAAAGGAACUGGGGAGACUCCUUCUUUUGAUAUUUGCUGGGGUGAUUUGA